ACAUCGUCUUCAUCGCUAAGGGAUGUUCAGAGUUCUCUCACUCUUGGUUGUGUCAGUCCGGCAUUGCUAUUGGGUUUUUGCCACUUUUUUUGGGGGAAAUUUCCAACUCCAAAAUGUAAACUGGGAUUAAAGGUUGUUGUGAGCUGAACGCAGCUGCAGGUCGUCCGUGAGUCCUCCUUCCCUCUCUGUGAGCACACAGCGGGACAGUGCGCUCGGCUGAGCAGCCCUGAAACAAGCAUAGCGUGGAGGAGAGAGCUCAACAAACUGCGAACAAAGGGGACCUGGUAUUUAUUUGUCAACUUUGAAGGGUCUGUACAAACUUUUUUUUUUAUUGGUAUACAAAGUAUAGGAGCUGGUUUUGUUGCAGCAGGCGCAGAGUUAAAAGUUACUUUUCUCAACACGUUUCUCAGUGAUGCACACUUAAUUCCGGCUUUUAUGCAAAUGUUAAGAUAGCGCGCUGAAGUCUGUACCGUCACAUUAAAUACACAGCCUAUGUGAGGUUCGUGGGAAAUGUAGUUUGCCAACUUGGACGAGUGUUUGUAGCCUAUUCCAUAUGGCGGGAUGUCUGGGCGUAAAUCGUCUCGUGUGUAGGCUACAGUUGAAUGGAUACAUUAUAUGGAUGAGAAAACUUCUGGUCACUCUGUGUCAUGUCCUCAUGCGGUUGAUCUCACUCAUUCCUGUGAUUACAUAUAACUGUGUAAACACACUGAUUCACUCCAGUCAUUCAAAUGUGCAUCACGAGCUUCCUGUAACCGCCCUCAGUCUAUCUCCAACUUUGUGGGGGGAAUCAGAGUUCUUCUGUCCGGAGCUAAGAGCGGACCUUAAAGUCACUGGAUUAUUUCUCAGCUGUAGAACAGUGCAUGACUUCAUCCAUCAUUUUAUUCGGCUGGGUGUGGGUGUGUGGAUGGAUGUGUGUGUGUGUGUUUAGGUCACCUCCACUGUGCCACUCUGGUCUGGGCUGAGUGAAAGAGCAACAAGCACCUGCAGGGCACCAUCAGUGGCCCAAACCCCAUUACUGCAGUAUGGGCAACUUUUCCAGCAAGGACGGCCAUGGACCCACAGUGGCCCAUGGGGAAAGUUUCCACACUCCCCCUGCUUCUCCACAGAGUGAUGAGCCUUCUUUCAUACCUGGUGCCCCCCAACUCCAUCACCCUACUUCACCCAAACUACCCGCUGCAGCCCCAACAUCACCUCCACCCCCGGUCCCAGUCCCAGGCCUCACACCUAGCGUGAAGAAAGCACAAUCCAGCACCAGCCCUACAGCUGCCUGUCCUCGCCCUGAGCGGAGGCCUCAACCAUCAGCCGGCUCACAUAGCACCAGCGUCGGCUAUGGAGUUAACCCCGUUCACGACAAUCCGGGAAAUACUGCUUUUAAAAGACAAGCUUCUCUGGGGAGGAAUGGGGGUCCCCCUACCUCCACCCCUCGGACUCCUGUCUCACAAAGUCGGACUGUCACCGUCAGCCCGACAAAGGCCCCCUCGUCUCAGUGCAGUGCCUCACCUUUGGGGGGCAGCUCUUCGGGAAAGAACUGGAGAGGAAGGGACAGUGGCCUGAGUCAGUCUUUACUGCACGCUCAUGAAGCUGCAGACAGCCAAGGGGCUGAGGAACUGAGGAGGCUGCUGGAGGAGUGUAGGACAGCUCUCGGCAUCACUGCAAGUCAGGAUGCAACCAAUAACACAACAGAGAUACUGAAGCAUCUGCUGGCAGAAGUAAAGAGUCUGAAGAGUACAUUUCAGACAGAACGUGGGGAAUGGCUGCAGUUCCAGGCUGACCUACAGGUGGCGGUGUCUGUGGCAGACCGUCUGAGAGCCGAGGCAGAAGAAGAGCUGACUGCGCUCCGAACGGCACACAAGGAUGUGGAGAGGGAGCUGGCAGCUGCCCAGCAGAGACUGAAGGAGGCUGAUGUCCAACUGGUUACCCUGAGAGGGGAGUUAAAGGAGAGCCGGCAGAGUCUGACGUCUCUCACCAAGGGUCUAGGUCAGGAACCAGAGAGGCCCAAUAGACCAACCAAUGAGCCAACACACAGCUCUGAAAGCAAAGAAGGGACCCAGAGGGGCAGGGAGAAGGGGUCGUCCAGAUCGUGUAAAGAAGAGAUGGAAAGUAAGAGUCCCAAUGAGUUGACGAAGAAUAUUGUUAGCGAGGAGGCCAGAAAAGAGUGCAACAAUGUAACCAAGCGUUACCUGAAAAAUGUGACCAAUGAGGAAAAGGCUGACGGAGAGACGCGAUCCAGCGAGACUCGAAGGACGCUGACCUCAGAGAGGUCAAGAAGUCUCUCCAGGUUACCGGCUUCCUCAGACCCCCCCGCCGUGCAGAAUGGAAUCUCCCAGACAAAAACUGCCUCAACGUUUGCACCCUCAAACAAGAACUCCGGGCCUCUGAAAGGCAGAAGAAGUCUGGAUUGGCAAGACAGCAGGUCAAGCACCGACACAGGAAAACGUGAGGAAUCUCUUAACAAGUACAACUCUAGCCUCACAGAGCUGCCUCCCACCAAGUCCCAGGAUGGUUUCAACAUGCUGCUGCGUCGCCAUGGAGGCUCCAAGAGGAACUCGCUGCUGCGCUGGUGUCAGAGCCAAACACAAGGCUACAAGAAUAUUGACAUCACCAACUUCAGCAGCAGCUGGGCAGAUGGUCUGGCCUUCUGUGCCGUUUUUCACACAUACCUCCCCUCACACAUCCCUUACAGCACCCUGACUCCAGAGAACAAGAGGGAGAAUCUCAGUCUGGCAUUCAAAACAGGAGAGAGUGUUGGGAUCACACGGACUCUGACGGUAGAGGAGAUGCUUCGUGUGGGGGGUCCUGACUGGCAGAGGGUCCUGAACUAUGUGGAGAGCAUCUACCGUCACUUUGAGAUGUGACUGCUGGAGGUACAGACUGACAUAGUGGACUCCUAUAGAUGCUUUUCAAAAAAUGAUAUUAAGACUGAUGGAUCCCAGAAAAUCAUGCCAUAAAUAUGUUGGAUGUCGACAAUAUUUUCUAAUUGCCAGGAAAAUUUGUAAAAAGCAAUAAGAAUGAAAAAGGACUCCAGAACCAAAUGAUAUAUGCUCAGACAUAUAUUAGUGAUCAGUGUUUUUUUUCUUCAAAUGUGACUUUACAGAUGUCGUCUGUGGUUAGAAAAACAGUUAAGUGAGUUAUUAACUGUUUAACAAACUUGCAGUAUUGACUUGAUAAGUACUGCCAAUGAGCAAGGAAACACACAUUACAGACAAACCAGCUUUUACUACCUGGAACACUGGCUGCAAAUCUCUCCUUUUUCCUUUUUUUUUUUUAAAGUUUAAGAUGUGUUUUAUUACUUGGUUAAGACAAUGAUAUCUGGAACGAAACAAAAAUAUUCCAAAAUGUAAAUUGGUUGCUGUGGAUAAAAUUUCGUCCCGCUUGGUUUUCUGUCAAACUUCCUCUUAUACAAGCUACGUGCAACCUUUGAGAUUUUGUAUCGUUGUCAUUGGCUACAACAUCAACGUCAUUGGCUAGUGUUAUUUUAAGUGUUGUAAUUUCUCUCAAAAGAUGACUUUCAGUUAAUCAGUUUGAGAUGAAACUGCAAAAAUGAGAACCUGACAAACUGAGAAGGGGAUCAGUCAGCCUUUUUAAAAAAAGUUACAAACAGUAACUUUAAAAAAAACGACUCGUUGACAAUCAUAGUCAUUCGUUAUACUAGAUGCAUGUAAAGGUAGAGUUGCUGUAAAUGUCUUCACACUGGUACACCACUAACAGAGAGAACUCUAUUGCAUCAUGUCCUUUAGUUAAUCUGUCUGAAGUUCUUGAACUGCACAGUUUUCACUGCCAAUCUGUUGUGAACUUAAUUCUUUCUUUAGUGCUCUACUUUUGACUUUUUGCCACUCUGUACAUAUGCACUUUUGUCAGCACUUUGUGAGAACUUUGUAAGAAUGUGAUACUGUACAGAUACCAAUGUUACAAAGGCUAGGUGGGAAUGAAGCUGCAUGCCUUCAAACCAGUCAGAAAAUAUGUUCAGUUAAAAAGUCUGAUUCUAAAACAUGUUAUUGCGGCAAAGAUUAAAACAUUGUGUUCAAUUUGGCGAAAAUGGCUGUGGCUGUACAUCUCAAAUAUCUCGACCUCACAGAUGUUGAAAUGAACUCUCUUUCAGCCCCAUGUCGAGAAUCUGAAUCAUAGGUGUUGUUUUGACAACUUUAAUGCUGAGUUAUUUUUUUGCCAAAGUCCUAUGUGCCAAUUAUUUGGAUCCUCAUGUGUGUGAAAUAAACAACAUUGUACAACAUGUUUAUAUGUAACUAGUGUAAAAGAAUUGAUACCUAAGAAAUAAAGUGUAAAUAUGAAACUAA
Labrus mixtus (cuckoo wrasse) is the source of this 4292-nucleotide messenger RNA. RefSeq names its product cytospin-A. The record is from RefSeq and is a predicted model, not a curated record. Bases 1023 to 2855 code for a protein of 610 amino acids. The transcript has 11 exons. NCBI's taxonomy places the organism in Eukaryota, Metazoa, Chordata, Actinopteri, Labriformes, Labridae. Gene Ontology annotation, molecular function: protein binding.